This is a messenger RNA of Elgaria multicarinata webbii, 1138 nucleotides long. It is a transcript of the gene PPIE, whose product is annotated as peptidylprolyl isomerase E. Gene Ontology annotation, molecular function: RNA binding; peptidyl-prolyl cis-trans isomerase activity. The record is from RefSeq and is a predicted model, not a curated record. The transcript has 10 exons. Lineage: Eukaryota; Metazoa; Chordata; Lepidosauria; Squamata; Anguidae. Gene Ontology annotation, cellular component: intracellular membrane-bounded organelle. Gene Ontology annotation, biological process: protein peptidyl-prolyl isomerization; protein folding. The coding region runs from base 17 to 922 and encodes 301 amino acids.
GGAAGGUUGCAGGCAGAUGGCGGCCACCAAGAGGGUGCUGUACGUGGGCGGGCUGGCCGAGGAGGUGGACGAGCGGGUGCUGCACGCGGCCUUCAUCCCUUUCGGCGACAUCACGGACAUCCAGAUCCCCCUGGACUACGAGACGGAAAAACAUCGAGGUUUCGCUUUCAUUGAAUUUGAACUAGCUGAGGAUGCUGCAGCAGCCAUUGACAACAUGAACGAGUCUGAGCUCUUUGGGAGGACAAUCCGUGUCAACCUGGCCAAACCAAUGCGGAUUAAGGAAGGAUCCUCUCGCCCAGUCUGGUCAGAUGAUGACUGGCUGAAGAAAUUUUCAGGGAAGACACUUGAAGAGAAUGUGGAGGAAGAGGGGGCAGAGCCGGCCCGGUCAGAGGCUCAGGAGGGUGAGCCACCAGCAAAAAAAUCAAGGGUCAACCCCCAAGUAUACAUGGAUAUCAAGAUUGGAAAUAAGCCUGCUGGUCGAUUAAACAUCCUCUUGCGAUCGGAUAUUGUACCUAUGACCACCGAGAACUUCCGCUGCCUGUGCACACAUGAAAAGGGCUUUGGCUUCAAAGGGAGCAGCUUCCACCGCGUCAUCCCCCAGUUCAUGUGCCAAGGUGGAGAUUUCACCAACCACAAUGGCACAGGGGGGAAAUCGAUAUAUGGGAAGAAAUUUGAUGAUGAAAACUUUAUCCUGAAGCAUACGGGGCCAGGCUUGUUGUCAAUGGCCAAUUCUGGCCCUAACACAAAUGGCUCUCAGUUCUUCAUCUCUUGUGAUAAGACUGACUGGCUGGAUGGAAAGCAUGUGGUAUUUGGAGAAGUCACGGAAGGGAUGGACGUGGUGCGACAGAUUGAGGAUCAAGGCAGCAAAGAUGGGAAACCAAAGCAAAAAAUCAUUAUCUCAGACUGCGGUGAAUAUGUGUGAAUGUUUGUACAAGCAGAAGCUUGUUGGGAAUAGAAAACAAGAAGAAUAUAACAUCAGAUCCCUCUGGAUGAGAGAGAACUGUCUUGGAACACUUUGCAAAUAUGCAUUCAGAUACAAAAGGUCUUUAUAUAUCCUCUGCUCAGAAUUACAGAGACUUUAGAAGUCUAUUUUGUACAGAACUUUUUCUCCUAUAAAAUUAUAGCUAUUUUUUUUACA